AAAAGUAUACAUAUAUACUUCUUGGUUCAAGACAAGAACUUAAGAGUGAAGCAGUGAGGAAGGAACCUAAUUUCUUAUUUCAUGUUAUAAAUCAGCACUUUCCAUCUUCAGUUUUUGUCUUUUGCACAAUUAAACUGUCAAAAAAAGUAUUACAGUUUAUCUGACUUUAUUUUCCAACAGCAAGUAGCUUCAAGAGGAUUUACACAGCUGGGUAUUAAAAUCACAGAGAGUCUGACAGCUGUAUUUUGAUCUGGGGCAGGCAGCAAGUUUUGAUACCUCUUGCAGCUGCUUAUUAUUCCUCCACGAGAGAGAGAAGUAAAAAAUAGACAUGAAUAAGAUGGGAUGGUAGUGUUUGUGGAAGAGUGCAUUUACUGGGAGGAGGUAAGGAGCAAGAAUAUCUUAGGAUUCUGAGGAGAGAAGGUAAAGGACAGGGAAAUCUCAGCUGACAAAUUCAUGCAACUGUUUUUUGCUAGAUUGAAAUCAGAAGUACUUCAGAUGCUGAAUGAAAAUUACCAUGUGCACUUUUAAGAAAGAGUAUUGUUAAUAUUUAGUAUCAGAUUUAGUAUUGUAUUCCAUGGAAUAAUAGUAAUGCAUAACAUGUAGUGGUUUACGUGAAUAGAAACAAAGGAUUGCCUCAGCUUAAUGAUCAGCGUGGUCCAGUUGUUUUCCAUGCUAGGCAGAUGUGGUGUCCUGAUGCCACAGAAGGGGCUAAGAAGCUCUGGGCUUUCAUAUGAACAAGAUGAACUCAGUUUCUUGAACACGUUCACCAAUUACUCUCUUGUCUCGGUGUUGCUCUUAAAGCAGGAGUUGUCAUAACAACUCCUGGCCUUUUGUGAUGCAUCUGUUAUGAAUUUUAAAUCUGUUACUAAUUAAGGGGGAAAAAAAAGAAAAAGAAAAAACAACCAACCAAAGCUAUUCUGUAACUACAAUCAAUGAGACACACAAAGAAGGAAAGUUACCAUUUUGCCUUCAGUUCAACUGACUGUUCAAGGUAGCUUACCUGUCAGCAUCAGCUGUCCCAGAGAACAGCCACUCUAAAUACUGUAAAGGAAUGGGGAGAACAAAACUGUUCAGCAAGAAAUUGCAUAAAUUUCCUUAUUUAUGCAAGCAUGAAAGCUUUUUUUUUUUAAUCAAAAGUUCACUCUUCUGGGUUGUCAGUUGAAAUUAGCAUGCAGUUCGAUGUUACCAGUCAUGUCUUGCAGAAGUUGUCAUCUACCUCGGUGUAACCAUAUUUCGUGUAAGCUAUUGCUUUCCACCACCAGCUUCUGCUGUGUUGAGGCACUGAGGAUGCUACAGACUCAGCAUUAAGCUUAUUGUGAAACAACAACUGUGCUCCUACUCCUCUGCUGGGCAGAGGUUGAUGUCUUUAAGUAUUUGGCAUAGUACUAAUAUUCAUUAUGUGAUACUGUGAGGUGCUAUCCUAUGAAAUUCCUUUCUUCCUACUGAACUGGGUAUGUAAAUGCUCGCAUAAGCAAGAGAACGGCAGCUCUCUGUUUGACCUAAUUGUUAUCCUGAUGUCACAUUUAGGUUAGAUUUGGGUAAUCUUAUCUACUGAGGAACCUGCAACGCACCAUCAGGUGUGAGGUCCCCAUUUAAGUGUUCGUAAGUAUCAGCAGCAGCAGCAUCACCAGCAGGAAUACGUUUCCUUCAAGGGAACAAGAAGGUCUUUAAAAAAAAAUGCAUUGCUUUAUUUCCUGAUGUAGUUGAGAUGAUGAAGAUGCAUGUUUUCAGUACACUUGUGCCCGCAUACUUGCAUUGUAUUCCAGGCAGUCAGGCAGCAGAACAGCUUUGGGCAGUGGUAUUAACACCAUAUUCACAUUCUGUGUGUUCUAAAACUCGGUGUUAGGAAGCAGCAGUUUGCUUUAGAGCAGCCCCUUUAGAAAUAAAAGGAACUUUGCCUUUUUCUGUCGUUCAGACAGCCGGAAAUCUGUCCAACCAAAACCUGGCUAACAGCUGCUCUAACUAUGUAGCCACUAAGAGAAGAACGUCUUUCUUCUCUUGGAACAGCCAAAAUCGUUAACGCAAGAAGGAACUGCUGCAGUGUGAGGUAAAGAUUUAAAUUCGCAACACAUUAGGGCUCGGGCUGUCUUAGUUGCGACUGAAAGCCCGCUGAAGCGGCGCUCCUCAGCAGGUCGGCGCUCGGUUUGAGGGGCGGCCGUUGCCCCCUCACGGUGUCGGCACGGCGCGGCACCGCGGCUCCGCUCGGCGCGGCGGGAGGCGGCUCCUCCUCAGGGCGCACGGCUGCAUCCCCGGCCGGAAGAGGAAGGCCGCCGGGCGCCGAGGAGAGCCGGGGAGGAGCCGCCGCCCGCAGCAUCCCUAGGGACGGCUCUCGGCGGGCGGAGGAGCGGAUCAGAGCACUUGGGAACAUGGCUCUGAGAGAGAGAGAAGCCAGCAGCAGCUCCGCCGAUGACAAGCAAGAGCAGAACUGCAGUCGUGUUAUUACAAUUGUCUUCCUGGCACUCCUCAUCGACUUGUUGGGAUUUGCUCUCAUUUUGCCAUUGUUUCCUUCCAUCCUUGAUUAUUACAGCCAGACUGAGGAUGGAUUCUAUUUGUCAUUGCAACGUGGAGUGGACUGGUUUGCAGCAAUGGUUGGAAUGCCUCCAGAGAGGAAAUACAACAGUGUCUUGUUUGGAGGUCUGAUUGGCUCAAUGUUUUCCAUCCUUCAGUUUUUCUCCUCUCCCCUCACUGGAGCUGUGUCAGACUGCUUGGGCAGAAGGCCAGUCAUCUUGAUGACAGCGAUGGGUUUGAUAGCAUCUUAUGCACUAUGGGCUGCAUCUCGGUCUUUCGGAGUUUUUCUUCUCUCCAGGAUGAUAGGUGGAAUAAGCAAAGGGAAUGUCAGCCUCUGCACAGCUAUAAUUGCUGACUUGCACUCUCCAAAAGCACGGAGCAAGGGCAUGGCAAUGAUUGGUGUUGCUUUCUCCCUCGGUUUUACCCUGGGUCCCAUGAUUGGAGCUUAUCUAGCCAUGGAGACAGAAAAAGGAGAAGUCUUCUAUCGUCGUUCAGCAUUAUUAGCACUCACGUUUGCUGCAGCUGACUUGAUUUUCAUCUUCUUCUUGCUUCCAGAGACACUUCCCAAAGAAAAACGGGUCUCCUCUGUGACAACCGGGUUUCAGGCAGCAGCUGACCUGCUCAGUCCUUUGGCUUUAUUUCGGUUCUCUGCAGUCACCCAAGGAAAGGAGGCCCCUUCAGAUCAGAAUCUUCAGAACCUCAAAAUCUUGGGCCUGGCUUACUUCCUGUACCUCUUCCUGUUUUCUGGAUUGGAGUAUACACUGAGUUUUCUUACUCACCAGAGAUUCCAGUUCAGCAGUAUGCAGCAGGGCAAGAUGUUUUUCUUUAUUGGAAUAACAAUGGCUGUGAUCCAGGGAGGCUAUGCUCGCCGAAUAAAGCCAGGAAAUGAAAUCAGAGCCGUAAAAAGGGCCAUUUUGUUGUUGAUUCCAGCAUUCCUGUUAAUUGGAUGGGCUGCAAAUGUGACCCUGCUGAGCGCUGGACUGUUGCUGUACUCGUUUGCUGCUGCCAUUGUUAUCCCGUGUUUGUCUGCAGUGGUAUCAGGCUACGGUUCUGCCAGCCAAAAAGGAAGAGUCAUGGGGAUCCUGAGGAGCCUGGGGGCUCUUGCGAGGGCGCUGGGACCUGUCCUGUCAGCCACAGUUUACUGGCUGGCAGGGGCAGAGAGUUGCUUCACCAUCUGUGGAGCUUUUUUCCUCAUCCCCUUCAUUUUACUCGGUUCUAUCAAAAAGCAGACAAAGGAAGAGUAGGCAAAGGCAAGAAGAAGCCAGAGCUAUCACCAGCUUCCAAGGCCUUCCCCACCACCCGAUUCUCACCACUUGAGUCCACUGACCAAACUGGGAGAAAAAGAUGUUCUGGAAGGCAAGGUGCAAUGGCCACAUGCUGUAACAGUGGGCUGCAGAUUUCUUACGGCCUCCACAAGCACUUCAGUUGACCACAGCCUCACAAUUGCCUUGGCCAGUUUUGAAAAUGAAACCAAAAAAAAGGAAAACAAAACAUGCUUCAGCUUAGUGAAGCAUGAAGACCAUCAGAUGAGGCUUGGCAAGCUGAGACUGGCCUUACAGCAGCGCUGCUGCACACCAUGCUCCAAAAUGACAAUUUGACAUCACGUGCUGGUCGCCACCACACUGCAGUCCAUAAGGAGCUGCUCUUUGCACAUCUUCUUUGUCAUCAGCACAAUCCUGAUGACCCCCACUGCCCAAAGCCUCCACGAAGAGGACUCUUCUGCCUCCAGCUAGCAGAGAACAAAUGUACAGAAGCUGUCUGACAGACACUGGAUGCUGCACAGCCAGCGUGAUGAGAGCCGCACAAGUCAUCUAUCAGUGGAGCUGGUAAGCGCCGUAUCAACUGCCUUAAAGCCUGACAAUCAAAAAGAAGAGCAAGCAGCAUGCUCCAGGCUUCCUGAGCCUGACUGCUACUUUGGUCUUAAAUGGACUGUUUUUACUACACAAUUAAAUCGAGCUGUUUUAUAUUUCUAGUACUGCAUGUUUUUUGAUGACCAACCACCGUUCAUUUGCAUUACAAAUAAACUGUUCCAUCCAGUCAGUAAUCAAUGCAAACCCAACUCUGCUACUAUGAUUUGGCACAGCAGAACUAGAGUCCAGGAGCCCACAGAAGGGACCAGAAUCCUCCAGCAGCCAACAGUGCUUCCCAGCAGGGCUGGGACAGGUUCUUCAGCAGAGGUUGCCCUGGAAGACCAGGGGGAGGGAAGGGUUUAGGGGAAGGGGAAGGACCCCUCCAUUUUCUCACAACACCCACCUUCUAUUUGAGCUCAGCUGGUUCUGCUUUUUAGCGGCCAGUUCCUGCCAACUGUGCAGGUAGAAUGCCUGGGAAGGAAGCCCUGCAGGAGCCAAUUUAAGUAUUGUUUCCAAGAAUACAUUAAAUCAUUGAUAAAUGACUAACAGAAAAUGGAGCUAAUUAAUUAAAUGUUCAGGUCUACAGCUGUAGAACAGUACAAGUUUUGAAAGCAAAGGGGAGCGUGCUUUUUUUAAAGAGUUUUAUUUGUGAGUAGAACUUAAUUGAUACAAGAAAAAGAAAAAUACAGGACUUUAAUUUGCCCCAGAGUGUGUAACCAUACCAUACAUGACUACAUUUCAUUUGUAAUACAAAGAAUUAAAAGAACAAACUACAAAAUUUGAAAUUAAAAGUCAUUGCAUAUGUGGUCAAAGAUAAAUGGAGGGAUUCCAUUAAUGAACUGAAACGUAGAGCAAUUAGUAAUUUAAUUACGACCCUGCAAUAAAACACAAUUUAGCAAAAUAAGUAUUGUAUGCUUCCUAGUGUACAGAGGACAUACAAGGUUAAAGUACAAGCUGAAAGCCAUUAGUGCCAUGCAGCCCUGACUAAACAUUGCUGUUUAGGGGUCAAUCUCGCACAGUGAGUUACUGCUGCUUCAAUUCCCACCGUACCUCUACCCAUCCCAAACAGGCAAAGCUCCAUUCCUCACAGCAUUCAAUACUACUUGGAAAGCUCUUUGCUCAUCUGAAGCCUUACAGCUCUGAUUGCCAUUUCUGCCAUUUUCCCUUCACUGUCUGAAACCCAAGGUACCAGCGCCCCAGACCUAAUGUAGGCCUUUCUAACCCCCAGCUGCUGAACCCAUCUCUUCUGCGAUGCUUUCUACUACGUGAAUUGUAAGGCAUUAAGUUCUCCACUAUUUUACCAAUCAACAUUGUCCUAAAAUUAACACCCACAUUCUGUUUGCUGCACGUACUGCAAGCCAAAGCGCUGCCUUCUUCUCCCACGCAGGAGUUUUCAACGUUUCUGCUGUUAAAGCCAGAAAUGCUACCACGGGGAGGCAGUGAGCCACCUUCCCUGCUUGGGGCUAGGGCAAUGACAGCGCCUGGGGGAUUCCUGCAAGCCUCACUUCUCUCAUCUUGAGACUACUUACACAAUUAGUGAUAGACAGAAGCAUGGCAAUAACUGGAGAAGAGUUAAUUCAGUAGUGAAAGUGAGUUUCUUGACCAUGCUACGUACUAAACAAACAUUUAUAGCAAACGUCUGUGAAAAUACAUCCUUAAGAAGGUUAGCUGGAAUUCCUGUACUUUACUGCUGGCAACAAGAACAACAAAAUUAAGAAAUACCAGUUGUGAGGUUCUUUGUGAGUGAAAAUAAUAUCAAAACAAGGUUCAAUGCUCAGUGUAACACAUUUACAUUUUUAUCAUGGGAAGAAAUAGUAGCAAAAUGCUGCAGAUGGGGUUUCUGUGCAGCAGGUCUGCAUUUGCACACAGGGUAUUUUUGAACAGGCAGAACAAACCUGUGCUAAGGCCUAAAAUGCAGCCAUCUGGGCUUCACAUCACCAUGGACUGACCUUUUAACUUCACCCAACAGCCAAAUCACCAUCUGACAGAUUCUUAGGGAGCCAAGGACUGAUUUCCCUCAAGCUGCAUUCCCUGGAAGAGGGCUCCAUCAACACACAGCACCAGCAAACCACGCUGCAGUUACUUCAGUCCUACACAAGGAUGGUUUCAGGUGUA
Molecule: messenger RNA, 6473 nt
Organism: Phasianus colchicus (ring-necked pheasant)
Lineage: Eukaryota; Metazoa; Chordata; Aves; Galliformes; Phasianidae
Gene: SLC75A1
Product: solute carrier family 75 member 1
Biological process (GO): transmembrane transport
Cellular component (GO): brush border membrane
Molecular function (GO): transmembrane transporter activity
Source: RefSeq, a predicted model, not a curated record